AUACCCUUCAUCCAUUUUUUGGAUUUUUGAGGUAAAGCUCUCACCUUUACUUCGAACAACAGCAACAAUGGGAGACUCCUCCACUUUCCGUCGAACACUCGACGACUCGAGCGCCGUACAACUCACCGGAAAAAUCAUGAUGAUCGCCGUGCUCGUCCUCUUCCUGGUAGUCGUCUUCGUCCUCUGCCUCCACCUCUACGCCAAAUAUUACUUGUGGCGGGCAAACGACGACCUCACCUCCUCGGUUCCCGGUCAGUCACGGCGGCGGCGGCGGCGAUUCGUUUUCGCUCCCGGGCAGGACCCAGUUGCCACGAUGCGACGAGGGCUCGACCCUUUAGUCCUCAGAUCCUUGCCAGUAGUAGUAUUUCCUUCCGAUGACUUCAAAGACGGUCUCGAAUGCGCGGUUUGUCUCUCUGAGCUCGUCCAUGGCGAGAAAGCAAGGCUGCUUCCGAAAUGCAGCCAUGGAUUCCAUGUUGAUUGUAUCGAUAUGUGGUUUCAGUAUCACUCCACAUGUCCGCUCUGUAGAAACCCUGUUGCUCCUGGGAGCUCUGCUGAUUCCAGUGCUUCUGCAUUGGAAGAGAAUGUAAGUGAUCAGAUACUAUCACCAGCUGAGAACUUGGUAUCUGAGAUUUCGGUUGAGACUCCGAAUUUCCCAACAAAUGUGUUGUUUUGGGGGAACCAAACUCAGGUGAGCUCCGGACCCGGUUCGGGUUUGGAGGAAGAAGGCCCUUCAUCACAACCCGUUUGCCCAUCUUCUUCAUCUUUGUCAUCUGCAAGUAAUAGGCGCGAUGGGAUGUUGGUCAUUGAGAUACCAAGCGAGACUCCAUUUGUUUCGGCUCCGCCUUCGCCUUCGCCUUCCAGUAACAGGUUCGCCGGAGAGGACUUGAAGUCUCCGGUGCCGACACGGUUGAGGUCACUGAAGAGGUUGUUGAGCAGGGAUAGGAGGAUUAGUAUCUGCAGUCCUGGUUCUGUGGAUGUUGAACAAGGAGAGAGAGGAGGAGGACAGAGUUAGAAAAAAAGCUAGAAUGUUUGCACAUAAUUUGGUAAGGGAAGAUUAAUUUUGGUGAAUUGUUGUUUGAGGAGGAUCUGAUAGAUGUGCAAUGGUUUGCAUCCCUGAGAAUUUUGGAUUAGGGUUCUUAUGGAGAUGACAAUAUAAGCAUUGUCUAUGGGGAUUUUAAUUUGGUAAAUUGUUCUUUUAUUCUUGAAGAGAUGGAUCUUGAGAUGUCAAGAAAGUUGUAAUAUAUUUAUGUAUCUCUUUACUUUGAAACAAAAUUCAAACAAAUUGUUUGAAAUGAAUGUAUAUUUUGUAAGCAAAAUGUAGGCUCAGUUUUCUUAAUUAUGGGUUUGAUGCCUUAAACCCUUUGUUUUGGUUAACCUAUGAUUCUAUGAAGAAGAAAGGAAACGAAAUGGUAAUUGAAGUUUUUUAA
This is a messenger RNA of Pyrus x bretschneideri (Chinese white pear), 1427 nucleotides long. Its product is annotated as RING-H2 finger protein ATL3-like. Lineage: Eukaryota; Viridiplantae; Streptophyta; Magnoliopsida; Rosales; Rosaceae. The record is from RefSeq and is a predicted model, not a curated record. Bases 68 to 1012 code for a protein of 314 amino acids. The transcript has a single exon.